AAAAGAAAAAAAAAUUCUCUCAUCGUUUAACUGCUAAACCGCCAUUGAACAGUAUCCAACGUAAAUCCCCAAACAAUGCAACAUUGUUCACUCUCUCCCUCUCAUCUUUCUCUCUCUUUCCUCUCCACAACACCAUUCACACUCCCUCCAAAACCUUAUCCAAUUCACCGUUACUCCAUAAAAUCCUCAAUCAACAAAAACCAAUCAACAACCACAAAACAAAGUUCAUGGGUAAGCCCUGAUUGGCUCACUUCAUUAUCCAAAUCCCUAACCACACGAAAAGACGAUGAUUCUGGAAUUCCAUUAGCAAGUGCUAAACUCGAUGAUGUUUCUGAUCUUUUGGGUGGUGCUCUUUUUCUCCCUUUGUUUAAAUGGAUGAAUGAGUAUGGUCCCAUUUAUCGUUUAGCUGCUGGUCCUAGAAACUUUGUGGUUGUUAGUGACCCUGCUAUUGCUAAACACGUGCUUAAGAAUUAUGGCAAGUAUGGUAAAGGUCUUGUUGCUGAGGUUUCUCAGUUUCUUUUUGGCUCUGGUUUCGCUAUUGCUGAAGGUCCUCUUUGGACGGCAAGGCGCAGGGCUGUGGUUCCAUCUCUUCACAAACGGUACUUGUCUAUUAUGGUGGAUAGGGUGUUUUGUAGAUGUGCUGAGAGAUUAGUAGAGAAGCUACAACCUGAUGCACUUAACGGAACUGCUGUUAACAUGGAGGACAAGUUUUCUCAGUUGACCCUCGAUGUUAUUGGUUUAUCUGUAUUCAACUACAACUUUGAUGCGUUGAAUUCAGAUAGUCCUGUUAUUGAAGCUGUUUAUACUGCACUGAAAGAGGCCGAGGCUCGCUCAACCGAUCUUUUGCCGUAUUGGAAGGUUAAUUUUCUUUGUAAGAUAAUUCCAAGACAAAUAAAGGCUGAAAAAGCUGUUACUGUUAUCAGGAAAACUGUAGAAGAUCUUAUUGUAAAAUGUAAAGAGAUUGUAGAGUCCGAAGGUGAAAGAAUUGAUGCCGAUGAAUAUGUGAAUGACGCCGAUCCUAGUAUUCUCCGAUUUUUGCUUGCCAGCAGAGAAGAGGUUUCUAGUGUGCAAUUAAGGGAUGAUCUUUUAUCAAUGUUAGUUGCUGGUCACGAGACCACCGGAUCGGUGCUGACUUGGACACUUUAUCUUCUAAGUAAGGAUUCUUCCUCAUUGGCGAAAGCGCAACAAGAGGUUGACAAAGUUUUACAGGGAAGGCGUCCUACCUAUGAAGAUAUUAAAAAUCUUAAGUUCUUGACGCGUUGUAUUAUCGAGUCGCUCCGGCUCUAUCCACAUCCGCCGGUAUUGAUAAGAAGAGCUCUAGUUCCUGAUGAACUUCCGGGUGCUUACAAAGUCAAUGCUGGUCAAGAUAUUAUGAUUUCUGUGUACAACAUACAUCGUUCUUCUGAGGUUUGGGAUAGGGCUGAAGAGUUUUUGCCAGAAAGAUUUGAGUUGGAUGGUCCAGUGCCAAACGAAACAAAUACAGAUUUCAGAUUCAUUCCAUUCAGUGGUGGGCCUCGCAAGUGUGUCGGUGAUCAAUUUGCUUUAUUGGAAGCCACAGUUGCUCUUGCAGUGUUUCUACAGAACAUGAACUUUGAGCUGGUCCCUAAUCAGAAUAUUAGCAUGACAACUGGAGCAACAAUACAUACAACAAAUGGCUUGUACAUGAAACUGAACCGGCGGUUGAAAUAGUCGACAUUCAUCUUCAUUUAUUUAUUUAGCAAAUCAAAUUCUCAUUAUGAUUUUCUCAUUUCUGCUAUUUCAUAUACCACAAGUUAUGCAGUAAAUAUGUAUUUGAUAGAGAAAGUAUUUCCAACAGUCUAAUCAUUUCUUCAUAUUUUAUAAAUGUUGUAAAGUGUUGCUGAAUGACAAAGUUAAGAAGUAGUGCAGUCAAGUUUCAGCUACAAAACUGUUAUACCUAAUUGCGAGAUUAAUUAAAUACAUCUAUUCAUUAAGA
Cicer arietinum (chickpea) is the source of this 1954-nucleotide messenger RNA. RefSeq names its product carotene epsilon-monooxygenase, chloroplastic-like. Gene Ontology annotation, molecular function: carotene epsilon hydroxylase activity; iron ion binding; heme binding. The record is from RefSeq and is a predicted model, not a curated record. Gene Ontology annotation, cellular component: chloroplast. Gene Ontology annotation, biological process: carotenoid biosynthetic process. Lineage: Eukaryota; Viridiplantae; Streptophyta; Magnoliopsida; Fabales; Fabaceae.